Molecule: messenger RNA, 3987 nt
Organism: Sphaeramia orbicularis (orbiculate cardinalfish)
Lineage: Eukaryota; Metazoa; Chordata; Actinopteri; Kurtiformes; Apogonidae
Gene: tox4b
Product: TOX high mobility group box family member 4 b
Exons: 10
Coding region: 690-2732 (680 amino acids)
Biological process (GO): regulation of transcription by RNA polymerase II
Cellular component (GO): nucleus
Molecular function (GO): chromatin DNA binding
Source: RefSeq, a predicted model, not a curated record
GAACAGAUUUCAUACAUGUAUUGUGCCGAGAUUUUUUUUUUUUAUUAUUGUGAAGCUCAUACGUGUUUGCAUCCGGUGUUUCCUUCAUGUAACUUGACGCGUUUCUGUUGUCCACAUCCGUGACUCCGGAUCCAUUAAGCAGCCUGGCCCGGUCCAAUACAGAAAAGGGGGAUUUGGUGUGUCUUCCUCUGCAGACAGCUGUCUUCGGCGGUCUGUUUCGUGUCCUAAAGCUUUCUGGCGGCGGGUCGUCCGUUAUGUUCUUUAGUGUCUGUCCGUUGUCUGAAUGAUACGUUUUGGGACCGACAGACAGACGGACGGGCUGCGGGCUGGUCCAGAGUACCGCAGCCUUGCGUCAAAGCCAGCUAAGCUAAACCGCGGUAGGACAUGUCAGCAAGACGGAUAACAGCCACGUUACCUCAGUAGGCACAGCAGACAGGUUAUUUUUGGCACGGUUGCUGGCAUACACAUGCUCAGUUUUAGCCGUGGAAGCUAGACCAACAUCUUGUGUAAAACUGGCAGGUGUUGUGUUGAGAAAUACCGACAACCCCGGCUGUUUUAAGCGUCGGUGUUUCCAGUAGCUAGCUAUCUCAUGCGACGAUUUCAUUCCCAGAGGUUUUAAAAGACACGUAAGCCAGGGAGAUUUUGGUAACCUUUGCUGAAUUGAAGCUACAUGAGGCCCAGUUGAAAAGAUGGACCUGAAUUUCUAUUCUGAUCUCACGGACGGUACCGGACAGCAUGACGGCGAUCCAGAGUUUUUGGAUCCGCAGUCUUUCAAUGGAUUUGACACUGACAACAAGUUCCCUGGAGGUAGCGACAAUUACCUGACCAUUUCAGGAUCUGGACAUCCCUUCCUUUCUUCUUCAGAGUGUGCAACUAAACCCAUUGACCUCUUCAGCCUCGCUGGACCCACUGGUGGAACAUUCCACACUCCCAGCCUCGGUGAUGAGGAGUUCGAGAUCCCCCCCAUCUCUCUGGACCCAGACUCGGCCCUCACUGUCUCAGAUGUGGUGUCCCAUUUUGGGGAGCUAUCGGACACCGGUCCCACCGACAGCGUGGUCGUACCCGGGAAUGCAGUGGUCGAAGGUGAUGACCCCUCCUUUGCCUCCACUUUCGUCAAUAACCCCUCACAGGGUCUGGAGCACCUGAGUUUGGGAGUCAUCAAUCAGUCAGGAGGAAGUGGUCUACUGGGGUCUUCAUUGGGAAUGGAUCUUGGUCAUCCCAUCGGCUCUCAGUUCAGCAGUUCCUCCCCAGUAACCAUCGAUGUCCCACUGAGCGACAUGGGCCAAGCCCUGCUGGGGUCCAGCCAGCUGACCACCAUCGACCAGUCAGAGCUCAGUGCCCAAUUGGGUCUUGGUCUGGGAGGUGGGAACAUAUUACAGCGGCCCCAGUCACCCGAACACCCUCUGUCGGCUACAGCCUCGCCCACCAGCUCGCUCCAGGAUGAUGACAUGGACGACUUUAGAAGGAGCGUCCUAGUUGAAUCUCCAGUCCCACUCGCUGUCUCUCCUGGAGUCAUCUCCCUCGACCCCUCUCUGUCAGAGUCUGCGUUCUCAGCCCACUCCUCCAGUGUUUCUCCAGCUGAGCGGCGGAAAGUCAAAGUGGGAGUAUCGAAGACGGAAAAGCCAAAGAAAGACCCCAGUCAGCCCCAGAAACCUGUGUCGGCUUAUGCUCUCUUCUUUAGGGACACACAGGCAGCUAUUAAAGGACAAAAUCCCAAUGCUACAUUUGGAGAGGUCUCUAAGAUUGUGGCCUCCAUGUGGGACAGCCUGGGGGAAGAGCAGAAGCAGGUUUACAAAAGGAAAAAUGAAGCAGCAAAGAAGGAUUACUUGAAAGCACUGGCAGAGUACCGAGCCAACCAGAUUUCUCAGGCCCCCAUCGAAGUCAUGGACACGUCUCCAUCGCCUCCACCUCCAGCACCUGCUCCUUCUGUCACUGCCCCACCUGUGGUCACCCCAGCUGCUCGGUCCACGAGGUCCCAGCAUUACAACCCUGAGGAGAACACCAUCACCAACAUCUGUACCUCCAACAUCAUCCUGGAUCUGCCCAAGGUCACCACACGCUCACAGGCUCACGCUCACGGCGCCAUCAAGCAUCCACCUGCUUCUGCCACCACCACCCCAAACCCCCCCACUGUCACCAAGAUCAUCAUUAAGCAGACACCACUGCCCUCUGGAGGUGUGUCGGUCACGGCGACGCCUGCAUCCUCUCCGCGACAGCCGCCACCGCUGCAGCAGAUGCAGAGCACCCCACCUCCUCCGCGGCUUCAGCAGAUGGUGCACGCCCAGGCUCCUCCUCCCCUGCAGGCGAAACCGCGAGGCAGAGGCUCGGCAGCUGCCACAGCUCCGCCUCCUCUGCAGAUUAAAGUCGUUCCUUCGUCACGGCAGUCAGAUUCGAUUUCGCCGAUCAUUGUGACGUCAGCAAGUGAGACGUCACUGUCAGGGUCGUCAUCCUCUGCGCUGACGGUGGACGUGGGACAGCCGACUGCUUUGGUGACGAGAGAUGACGUGGCAGAGGAAGGGAUGGAGGUGGAGGUGAAUGUGGCCCCUGGGCCGACUUUGACCCCAGCUGCCAGCCCCAACAUCUGUGUGCGUGCCGGCUGCACCAACCAUGCUGUCGAGAGCAAAGACUGGGACAAGGAGUACUGUAGUAAUGAGUGUGUAGCCACCCACUGCAGGGAUGUGUUCAUGGCCUGGUGCGCCAUCAGAGGACAAAACUCCACCACUGUCACAUAGAUGAAGGGGACAGCAACACAAAGAACUAUGACAACACAUGAAAUGCAAAUGAACUGAAUGAAUGAAUGGUAGCCACAGUGGACUCAGGCAGUGGUUUAUUUUAUCAUGUCAUGAAAUCCACAGUCGAACUGUCACAAGAAAGUAUUUAUAAUUCACCAUAAACUACAUAAAUUACUUACUAAACAGUGAUUGACCCCUUGGCUCUAUCGUACUUCAGCCUACGCAGAUGGAUCUUUGGCAGUUUAAAUCAAUCUCUUGUGUUAUUAAAGCGAAUGACUGUUCAUUACAGGAUGAAUAAAUAAUGAUGCUGAAGAGGAACCAACAGACUUUGCUCUGCUGCUCUAGACAUUUCCCUGACUGAAGAGGGGAUCAGUCAUGAAUUCAAAAUAUGGACUCGAUGGAGAAAAAAGAGCAUUUUAUACGGACAUUGAUGGAUUUUUUUUUUUUUUUUUAAAGAAAAACAUGCAAGUUGGAAGUCUUGCAGGUGAAUUCAGUUCAUUUAUUUAAAGAAAUCAUGAAAUAUGUGUUCGUCUUUUCCUUAAAUGUUACCACUGAGGAUUGACUGAGGUGAAUGAAAUCCCAGAAGUGAUUAUAUUUUUUUCCUUUAUUUCCCUCUCAGAUCCUUUAGUUUCUAAUGUGACGGUGCUUCAACUUGGAGGGUGCCAGAGGCUACUUCUUUAGUUAGAGAUUAAGACAAAUGUACCACUGGGCUAAGCACAAACAGUCUUAAAGCUAAUUUGGAGUUAUACAGGAGGGAACCUGAAUGAGGCGCCUGAUCAUGCCACUUUGGAACCAAUUGUACUAUCGUUCAAAGGUGUUUUUAUUUUUUACCCUUAAGACAAAUGAAACUCUUAAAAGGGGUACUAAGAUUCAGGAAAUACAACAUCUCUGGCAAUCUGUCUCUUCUCUUUUGCGUGAAUACUUUGCAGCGUACAAGCUUUUUAAACAUGUUGCUCUUCUGUGUCACAAGGAACAUUUGGGAUUAAAAUAAAUUGCUGUUUUGUAGGUGGAAAAAAACACGCAACAGCAUUGGUAACACUACUGUAAGGAGAAAGGGAAAAUAAAAGCUUUAAUUUUUAACAUAAGUGUUUCACUUAAGGAACUCCUGUCAGGUUUUCUGAAAAACUGAGGAAAGAGGAAGUGCUUUUUCCCAAAAACUGGUCAAAUGAAAUGGUGCAGGCAGGGAUGGAGCUGGUUAAUUGUACAUAACCUGGAAAUGUUUUUGAUGGUGAAAUAAACAUAUUUUAUGUUUUAA